Molecule: messenger RNA, 756 nt
Organism: Cooperia oncophora
Lineage: Eukaryota; Metazoa; Nematoda; Chromadorea; Rhabditida; Trichostrongylidae
Source: the annotation of a GenBank genome assembly
GUUGACAAGAGAGGAAGGAAGCUUGUUGACUAUGACCAUGCAAAGCACAACUACAGUUCUGCAAAGCUUCAAGUACAAAAGAAGGGUGAAACAGAUCCAAAAGUGGCCAAAGCUUACACUGAGCUACAACAAGCAGAGACCCUUUAUAAAGAGAUAAAUAACGAGUUGUUAGAGAUACUCCCAGCUACAUAUGAUAGUCGUAUCACAUUUUAUGUUGACACGUUGCAAUCUUUAUUCAAUUCACAAAGCAUAUAUCAAGCAGAAUGUUGUAAGCUUAACAAACAAAUUGUUACCCAAUUGGACCGCCUUGGUGAAUCCAUGGAUUCCCUUCGAGUUCCACGACCAGAGCCGCGACCCUCCACUCCUACUGAUAGCAAACUGGCUGCUGCACCUCCUCGAGCUGAAAGAUCCGAAAAGGAUAAUGGCAAAAUCGAAAAGGAGACACUGAGAAAAGAGAAAGAUACGAAAAAUCCAUUCGAGGAAGAUACGGAUGAGGAGCACCCAACAGUGCCCGAAGAGGCUCCGCCUACAGAGCAUGCAUUAGAAGGAGUGACUAAGGAGGCACGUAAGGUGCUCUAUCUUGUGAAAGCUACUCAUGAAUACAAGGCCGUGGACACAGACGAGUUAUCCUUUUCUCCUGGCGAAACAUUAAAGCCCGAUGACCCAUACCAAAGUCAUGUGAAAUGUGCCAUAGAAAUUCCAUUGCUACUUGAAGCUGAAAGGCCGCCUUUUGUUGCUACCGAAUAUCAUAGAUAA